AAGCCACUCCUCUCCACGACAUGAAUAUUAAUACCAAGGGAGGUGGGGAGAGUAAUGUGCAGCUCUCAAACCCACGCCCAAGAAGCACCACACACCGACUUUCUCCCUUCAAGAAAUAACAGCCAAAAAGCCAAAAUGUCUGACAAACCCGACCUGGGAGAAAUAGAAGGCUUUGACAAGGCCAAGCUGAAAAAGACAGAGACAAAAGAAAAGAACCCCCUGCCUACGAAGGAGACGAUUGAGCAGGAAAAGAAAGAAGAAAGCGCAUCAUGAUGAAGAAGCAGGAGAGAUGUUUAGGCCUAUUUCCAUUUGGAAGAUGGCUCUUUGUUUUGACCAUUAACUGAUUUCUUUAAUUUUGGGAAAGAAAAGUUCCUUCCUUCAAGAGAGCAGGAGAGGCAGCACUCCAAAUUGAACGGGUAGACUACGACGACAAGACUGUCACGCGAUAUUCUGGAUUGUUUGUUUCAAAAGAAUGUAAAACCAAGGUGUGUUUCUAUGGUUUCUGGUAAUGCUUUAAAAAAAAUAAAUUAAUUUGAAACAA
Molecule: messenger RNA, 541 nt
Organism: Polyodon spathula (Mississippi paddlefish)
Lineage: Eukaryota; Metazoa; Chordata; Actinopteri; Acipenseriformes; Polyodontidae
Product: thymosin beta-10-like
Exons: 3
Coding region: 55-273 (72 amino acids)
Biological process (GO): actin filament organization; regulation of cell migration
Cellular component (GO): cytoplasm
Molecular function (GO): actin monomer binding
Source: RefSeq, a predicted model, not a curated record